CAUCUUAUCACUAUCUUAGCGCUCGCGAGGGGUCCACUUCCCGCGGGAACCCCUGCCGGUGCAGCCAAUCCGUCUGCAAGUCGGCGCGUUGAGCACCGACGAUUUUCUGAAAUUUUGUCCUGUCUCUGUCUGUGUACAUGGAAGCAAGUUAAACGAAGCUCUGGCGAAGUAACCAUACCCUUGACAUUCACCAUCCAGACCACAACCCGAGUCGCAACUCCGCGCGCUCGCCUACAGCACGACCAUGGAGUCCUCGCAAGACUUCAAGUCCAUCCAGGAGCAGGUCCAAGCCGCGCUGGUCAAGGCGACAAGAAGCAGCAAUUCCAUUGCGGCCGAGGAUUUGAAUUUCCAGCGCCGGAGCAACCCCGCCGCCGGCGAGGCACUCGACGAGGCCACCGAACGCCUGCUUUCUCUGUCCACCUCGCUGCUGAAAUCCGCGACCAAGGGAACAAACAACACCCCCCCGACUCUCGAAGAUGCCGACGACGUGGACGCCCAGUGGUCGCGCGUUGUCGAUGUCAUAGAUGCUCUGCUGGAGAAGGCCGACACCUGUCUCGACGAAUACACUGGCCUCGUCAAGAGGAAGGCUGCUCCCACCGACGAAGCUGGCUCUCUUCCAAAGAAGACCAAGACCUUCACUGCCCUCGAUUCCUCCAUGCGCCGAGCCAACAUCUUGAAGCCACAGAACGCCUUCGAGCUGAAACCCGACAACCUAGACACGACUACCUGGAAGCCUCUCCUCACCAAGAAACCCCACGCUGCACUACCAUUGGAGAAGAGUCUCGUUACUUUCAGCAAUGAGGAAGACAGUAUCCAAUACAAACAUCCCUACGAGACUGAGAUUCUCAAUCUCAAGUAUCCCGACGCCAUCUACCAGGUCGCCGAGCCUAUCAAGUACCAGCCGGUGGAAUCUACCACUGCUACAUUUGUCAAUACAUUUCAAGGUGUCCUCGACAUGCUGGCCGAGCUCAAACAGGCCAAGGAGAUUGCCAUUGACACCGAACAUCAUGAUUUUAGGACUUACACCGGACUGCUGUCACUCAUGCAGAUCAGCACAAGAGACAAGGACUGGAUAGUGGACACACUUCAGCCAUGGCGCCACAAGCUUGAAGUCCUCAAUGAGGUCUUUGCCGACCCCAGUAUCGUCAAGGUCUUGCAUGGCGCCUAUAUGGACAUCAUCUGGCUGCAGCGCGACUGCGGCCUUUACAUCGUUGGGCUGUUCGAUACGUUCCAUGCUGCAGAUACACUAGGAUACCCUGCCAGGAGUCUUGCUUAUUUGUUGAAGCGUUUUGUGGACUUUGAUGCUGAUAAGAAAUACCAGUUGGCUGACUGGAGAAUACGACCCAUCCCCGAGGAGAUGUUCUAUUAUGCUCGAUCAGAUACCCACUAUCUGCUUUACAUCUACGACAUGAUCCGAAAUGAGUUGAACGAGAAGUCGAAUCCCGAGAACCCGGAGGAAAACUACAUGGACAACGUCCUAGAUCGCUCCAAGGACACGUCCUUGCGACGCUACGAGAAACCGACUUAUGACGCAGACGGUGGGCAAGGGCCCAUGGGCUGGUUCAACAUGAUCAUGAAGCAAUCAUCCGGGAACUUCUCGCGCGAGCAGUUUGCUGUCUUCAGAGCCGUCCAUAAGUGGAGAGACGAUCUGGCACGGGCAGAGGACGAAAGCCCAAUGUUCAUCUUAAGCAACUCUGCCAUUUUCGACAUAGCUAGGCGCCUACCACCAGAUCCAAAAGCGUUGUUCAGUCUGGUAACUCAUCCCUCUCACCCAUUAAAGCAGCGAGUUUCGGAACUUUUCAAACUCGUGGAAAACGCCAAGAACGAAGGCGCCAAUGGGCCCAGUCUCACCGAGUUCUUCAGCGAAAAGGCACGGGAUGCUUCUGGUCAGGGUAUUGGAGCUGUAGCGCAACAGGUGUUCCCUCACCUCAGAGGGAACGAGGUGAUCCUUGAUACCAAGGAACUAGUGUCUGAGCGCUCCCAGUUAUGGGGGCAGGUUCCCAUAAGUAGCCGGUGGGAGGUAAACGGUAUGAGUGGUAGACCUCAGGCUAUGGAGUUUGCACUACCUUGGGCCGCCUUUUUGGAAAAUGUUUCAGUGACAGAGGCUCAACCCUCUGCAAAGGAAGAUGCUGCCACUCAGGCGCCAAGCACGAAAGAUGCCCAGAUGAGCGAUCUCAAUCUCGAGGAUGCCGAAUUCACACUCAAGCAGGGUGUCAAGCGAAAAGCUGCGGAACCGGCCCUCCAAGAAGAAUCAUCCGCGGGCGAAGGUGAGGCAGCACCCACCGCAAAGACUCUAUCGUCUGCCGCUUUAGAUGGUGACGAGAUCUCUAUCGAUGAUACAGAGGAAGAGGAAGCCAAGGAGAGGGCACGCAGGAAGGCUGCGAAGAAGGCUCGCAAGGAAGCUAAGAGGAAUAAGAUACAGGCCAAACCUGUCGUGGCUGAUGCUGAAGACCAGGGUGAAGAGGAGCCGUUCGAUUACAGCAAGGCCGAGCCAGUACUCAACGCUAAGAGGGGCGCAGCUGGUGGCGCAAAGGGUCCGAAGGCCAAGAUCUUUAAUCCGUAUGAUAAGCUUUCUGUCGAAGGACCAAAGGCUGCCAGACGCAUGCAUGGCGAGAAGCCUGGAAAGAGCGCUACAUUCAAGAGGUAGUAACUCGGAAGAACGGUAGGCGAGCAUGCCUCAUUCUGUGGCGGUCGACACCACUCGACAGAAAAGGGGUGCUGCUGUAUCCAGCAGCUGUUGCAUUGUCUGGCGUUCAGGUCGUUUGUAGAGAUAUCAUUAGAUACCAGGAAUUGCAUUGUCUUCCACGGAAAGAGAAGCGGUAGCCAACACCUCAAAAACAGCUGUCGAUACUGCACUUUCUUUCACUGGCUUGGUUACUAUAUCGUAGAUUUUUCCAGGCAGUAGAAUAUAGCAGGUCCCAAUUUGACGAC
Messenger RNA from Truncatella angustata, 2931 nucleotides. Its product is annotated as ribonuclease H-like domain-containing protein. NCBI's taxonomy places the organism in Eukaryota, Fungi, Ascomycota, Sordariomycetes, Amphisphaeriales, Sporocadaceae. Gene Ontology annotation, cellular component: nuclear exosome (RNase complex); nucleolus. The transcript is spliced from 5 exons. Bases 245 to 2647 code for a protein of 800 amino acids. Gene Ontology annotation, molecular function: nucleic acid binding; nucleotide binding; 3'-5'-RNA exonuclease activity. The record is from RefSeq and is a predicted model, not a curated record. Gene Ontology annotation, biological process: nuclear polyadenylation-dependent snRNA catabolic process; histone mRNA catabolic process; nuclear polyadenylation-dependent rRNA catabolic process.